AUGGCAUCCCACGGCAGUUCAGGAGUGAGGGGAGAUUUGAACGUAUCAACUACAUCAAAACCAUCAAACCGUUUGUCUAGUUCGUUUUAUGAAAAAGGGGAGACAUCCUUGACUAAUAUAUGGAAGACCCAGCAGAAGUAUAUUGCAGGCAACGUGAACGAGGAAACUGACGGACACGAAGAAUACAAGAGAUCACUUUCCUUUGGUGUGGCUGAAAAUUCACCAAUUCCCCGUUCAAUAUCCAAGAAUGCCAAAGGAAGCAGUUUUCUCAGAGGGCAGAAAAACCAUAGUGAACGAAUUCGACGAUCUAUGGGGUUGCUAGACCAAGCCGCUACCCCUGGCCUUAGUGUGCCAGCUACGCCAAGCUCAGCACUCAAGUAUAGUACAUAUACACCAAAUAAAUUACCGAUCCCCUCUCAAUAUGAUGUAACAGGUAUCUUAAGCCACACUCCAAGGAGGUUAAAGACACCCUCUACUCCAGACCCUAUGGGUUUAGUAAGGUUUGAAUUGUGUUUGUGUGUAAUAGUUGUAAUAGCUGUAAUAGCUGUAAGCCUUGUAAUUGAUGCAAUUGUUGUAACUGUUGUAAUCCAUGUCAAGCAUUGUAAUCGAUGUAGUCGUCGUGAUCAACUGUUUUAG
This is a messenger RNA of Anneissia japonica, 636 nucleotides long. RefSeq lists its product as uncharacterized. Bases 1 to 636 code for a protein of 211 amino acids. The record is from RefSeq and is a predicted model, not a curated record. Lineage: Eukaryota; Metazoa; Echinodermata; Crinoidea; Comatulida; Comatulidae. The transcript is spliced from 6 exons.